Molecule: messenger RNA, 384 nt
Organism: Dentiscutata erythropus
Lineage: Eukaryota; Fungi; Glomeromycota; Glomeromycetes; Diversisporales; Gigasporaceae
Source: the annotation of a GenBank genome assembly
AUGGCUACAAAAUCACUAGAACAUAUUUCAUUCCUAGCACGUUCACUCUAUCGUCGAUUAUGGAGAGCGGGUGGAGCUUCAGUUCUAUAUUCACGUCCAGCGGUUAAAUAUGUACAGCAAAGAAUUCGUGAAGGAUUUGAAGAGUAUCGACAUGAAGUUGAUCAAAGAAUUUUGAAUGAUAUUUUUGAACGUGAUUCUGAACAUGCAUUUAAUGAUCAAGAAAAGGUCAAUGAUACAAAAAUUGAAUCGAAGGUAGAAUCUGAAGGAGAAAUUCAAAAAUCGGAAGAAGAGAUUCGGAAAUCUGAAGAGGUUUAUCAAAAAUUUGAGGAAGAGGUUCAUCAAAAAUCCGAGGAAGAGAUUCAAGAAGGUAAUUUAUUUCAUUAA